Messenger RNA from Trichoderma reesei QM6a, 369 nucleotides. RefSeq lists its product as uncharacterized. The record is from RefSeq and is a predicted model, not a curated record. NCBI's taxonomy places the organism in Eukaryota, Fungi, Ascomycota, Sordariomycetes, Hypocreales, Hypocreaceae. The transcript has 3 exons. Bases 1 to 369 code for a protein of 122 amino acids.
AUGGGCGGCCAGGGGUGGACCCAGGCUAUUUGCUUAGGUCCCGUCUCCAAGCCCAGAGCGAGCUGUUGUGAUUACUUCAAUGGUGAGAUUCGCUGGUGGCUUGCCGCGGACUGCUAUACUAUUAGGGAAAACGGGCGAUAUGGUAGUGGUGGUGGUGGUAGUGGUAAAGAAAGGCUGGAAAAUCGGCCAUCAGCAGCAACAGGAUUGCUGAAGCGCGCUCGACUCCCCUGGCAGAGCGGUGGCGCAAUGCGCAACCGAGAAAUUAAGAUGGAUGAAAUUGGAUCUCGCGGCUUCAUCGACGGGCUCGCCCAGGGGCCUGGCCCUGUCGAGGCUCUGGUCCAGGGCGGUUUGCAGCGAUACAGGCGCUGA